GGGUAAUUUCAUCACCUGUCCUCUUCUUCUUUUUAUGAAGCUUUAGCGGACAGUGGACUGUGUUGGUCUCUGGGUUUGUACUGUUUAGAGGGCUUUUGAUCUUUGGGAACGGGAAAAGUUGUGCUGAUAUAUAUACAAAAAUAAAAAAAUCAAUCAAUAUUUAGGGUUUCUUUAUCGAGAUUUUCUGUUUGUUGGAUGGGAAUAAUUUUCCGGGGAAAAACCUGGCAAUGGGAAAAUCAUUCAAGGACUCACUGAAAGCGCUUGAGGCAGAUAUUCAACACGCCAAUACUUUGGCUUUAGAUUAUCCAAGGGAGAAAGAUGGAGCACGCCUUCAGAUGAGACUAUCUUACAGUUCUGUCGCACACCUCUUUCUUUUUCUUGUGCAAUGGACUGAUUGUCACCUUGCUGGAAUGCUGGGCUUGCUUAGAAUUCAUAUUUAUAUGACCUUUGCAGAUGGCAAGACUACCAUGUCUGUUUAUGAAAGGAAAGCAAGCAUCAAGGAUUUUUAUGCUAUCAUAUUUCCUUCUCUGUUGCAACUUCAGAAGGGCAUUACUGAUUUGGAGGACAGGAAACAGAAAGAGGUAUGCAGUGUUAGAUAUAAAAGAAGGGAUGAGUUGGAGAGGGGUAAACUGUCUGAGGCUGACAAAGAGAGAGAAGAAGAAUGUGGGAUUUGCAUGGAAGUGAACAAAAAAUUUGUAUUGCCUAACUGCAGCCACUCGAUGUGUUUAAAGUGUUAUCGUGAUUGGCGUGGGCGGUCCCAAUCUUGCCCCUUCUGCCGGGACAGCCUCAGGAGAGUAGACUCGGGAGAUCUUUGGGUCUUUACAGAGAAGUCUGAUGCUAUUGAUUUAUCAACGAUUUUGAGGGAGGACCGCAAAAGGUUAUUUAUGUACAUUGAUAGACUGCCACUUGUUGUUCCAGAUCCUAUAUAUAUUCCCUACGAUGCUCAUGUUCGGUGAGCCUCAUGUCGCUUCUAGAUACUCUGUAUUGUACAUAACAAUCGUGGUUGUAACUUGUAAAUUCAUUCUGGACAUUUUGAACUACAUUUUCUGCUGGUCUUGUUUAUGUAAAUGUCCUAAGAAUUGGGAUAUAAUGCUUUAUUAUGACCAUUCUUUUGAUUGGUCCGGGUGCUGGUUUAUGGUUUCAUAUUUAACCCAAAUAUGGCAAUGAAAUAUAGUUCAAGCUUCAAUGUUC
Molecule: messenger RNA, 1191 nt
Organism: Humulus lupulus (European hop)
Lineage: Eukaryota; Viridiplantae; Streptophyta; Magnoliopsida; Rosales; Cannabaceae
Product: E3 ubiquitin-protein ligase AIRP2
Exons: 5
Coding region: 228-956 (242 amino acids)
Biological process (GO): protein ubiquitination
Molecular function (GO): ubiquitin protein ligase activity
Source: RefSeq, a predicted model, not a curated record